This is a messenger RNA of Cuscuta campestris, 707 nucleotides long. NCBI's taxonomy places the organism in Eukaryota, Viridiplantae, Streptophyta, Magnoliopsida, Solanales, Convolvulaceae. The record is from the annotation of a GenBank genome assembly.
CUAGCUUGGCUGUGCUGUUUGGAUCAGAGUUCUUCGUUUGUGUCCACCAUGACAUUAGGGGAGCACGACAAAAUUCUAGAGAGCAAGGGGUUGUAACAAUUCAAGAACAUUGGCCACCGAUUAUUUUCUCGGUCCCUAUCUUUUACCGAUUCAGGGUUUGUUGUCGGCCGGCGACCCUCUUAUUUGAAAAGAAAGCGGCGGUAACAAUUGAGAGGAGAUGGAUCGAUGGAGGUACAAGGAGACGCCGUAGAUCCGAUGGCUACAGAGGAACAUGCCACCCCCUCCACAGCCCAAGAAGAUCUGGUUAUUCGUCGGAAGCCCCGUAGACGUUUUCCGAUUCUUAGUCUUCGUGGGCUUGAAUCGUCGGUAGACAAAAAGUACCUGAUGCAGAUCUUGGAUGAAAAAGUUCCUGAACGGGUAUGUAUGUAGUUAGUAAUUGCUCCCGCCGCUCUGUCUUUCUAAACCUUGUAAAUUUCACUAUUUUUAAUUCACCCAUUCAAAUAAAUUGAAAUGAUCCACACGUGCUGUGAUUUUUACUAAUAUGCCCAUUCAAGUAAAUUGAAUUGUUCACACACACAUAUACAUUUAUUUGUUGGAAGUACUUGGAACCGCAUCUUCUUCUAGGUGAUUGCGCUCCAGGUGGUGGGAGGAGAAGAUGAUAAGCGCUUCGCCUUUAUCCAAUUUUAUGACCUGGAGUCUGCUCAAUA